This is a messenger RNA of Hibiscus syriacus, 671 nucleotides long. Its product is annotated as ubiquitin-conjugating enzyme E2-17 kDa-like. The transcript is spliced from 5 exons. Lineage: Eukaryota; Viridiplantae; Streptophyta; Magnoliopsida; Malvales; Malvaceae. The coding region runs from base 102 to 548 and encodes 148 amino acids. Gene Ontology annotation, biological process: protein polyubiquitination. Gene Ontology annotation, molecular function: ubiquitin conjugating enzyme activity. Gene Ontology annotation, cellular component: nucleus. The record is from RefSeq and is a predicted model, not a curated record.
AAACUUUUUAUUUUCCUAUUUACAAGUCUUCCGAUAUUUUCAGCGACUAAGAAACAAACGGACAAUAGCCCAGAACAGGAGGAUCUCUCAGGGUUUAGGUGAUGGCUUCUAAGCGGAUUCUGAAGGAGCUCAAGGAUCUCCAGAAAGAUCCUCCUACCUCUUGCAGCGCAGGCCCUGUUGCGGAAGACAUGUUUCAUUGGCAAGCAACUAUAAUGGGUCCUCCUGACAGUCCAUAUGCUGGUGGAGUGUUUCUAAUCACCAUUCAUUUCCCUCCAGACUAUCCAUUUAAACCACCUAAGAUUGCAUUCAGGACAAAAGUCUUUCAUCCUAAUAUUAACAGCAAUGGUAGCAUUUGCCUUGAUAUUUUGAAGGAGCAGUGGAGCCCUGCCCUAACCAUAUCCAAGGUAUUGCUAUCAAUCUGCUCACUGUUGACGGAUCCUAAUCCUGAUGACCCAUUGGUGCCGGAGAUUGCCCACAUGUACAAGACCGACAAGAGCAAGUAUGAGACAACUGCUCGGAGCUGGACCCAGAAGUAUGCUAUGGGUUAAUAUGGUACAAUGCGUGAUAUCACUUCUUUAUUUAGUGGACUAAGCCGUGCUUGUUUGUAUGGAAAUUAUGUUUGAAACUUGAAAAGCCCCCUACACUUUUUCAAUCUACCAUACUUGGAUUUU